CCAACACUAUCCUGGAUCCUUGUCAAAAUCGAUCUUGGAUCUACUAUAGUUGGCUAAUUUACUAGUCGUGUUUCAUUUUUCUGCUACGCUUUUUGCCUGCAGCUGUGUAGAUUGAUAGAGGGUUUUGAAGUAGAGGGUGUCUCUGUCCAUGUAUUGUAGUUGAAAUUUCUUUAUUUGCUAUAAAUUUCUUAUUCUUUGCCAUACGAGACAUCUUCAACUACGUCGAUUCAGAUUUAUAGCAAGUUUCGUGGAAAAUGGACGACUCGUUGUAUGAUGAGUUUGGUAACUACAUCGGAGGUGACAUCUCCGAUGAGGAUGAGGAUUCGGAGGAGGAGCAGGGCCGCAUGGGAUUCGGAGGAGAUGGUGGCUCAACCGCCUUCGACGGCUCGUCCACUGCGAUCACCACUGCCCCAGUGGCUAUGAGCGUGGAGAAGCGCGCUGUAGUUCUGCACGAGGACAAGCAGUAUUACCCAGAAGCCGAAGAGAUCUACGGUCCCGAUGCCGUUGUCCUCGUGCAAGAGGAGGAUACCAUGCCCAUCACGGAACCAAUCAUCCCACCGACAAGAAUAUUCGACUUCGACUUGGUCGAAAAACAGGUAUUAAGCUGGAGAAGUGGCUUUUUUGAUUCUAAGAAAGUUUUUAAAAUGGCUUCAUUGUUGUGAUCGCUACAACCAAGAACACUGAUAGAUAAAUCGCAGUUCUCGGUCGUCGCAAAUCCUUACAGAUAGCACAACACCACUAAAUGAAUGAAAUUGACCAUAGAUCCCGGAUACAACGUUCAAAUUCGAUUACAUGGCUGGUCUGAUGCAAGAGCCAGGGCUCAUCCGAAACAUCGCUGUUAUUGGGCACCUGCAGAGUGGGAAAACUAGUCUCAUCGACUGCCUUGUGCGAGAGACGCAUCAGUUUAAGAGCGUGAAGCUGAAGGGAGACCAGCAAUACAAGCGUGAGAUGCGAUACCUAGACAGUCGUCGGGACGAGCACGAGCGCGGCUGUUCGGUGAAGGCAUCUGCGAUCUCUCUGGUGUUGCCGGAUUGUGACGAGAAGAGCUACCUGAUGAACAUCAUGGAUACGCCGGGUCACCCGAACUUCAACGACGAAGUCGCGGCUGCGGUGCGAAUUAGCGACGGCGUCAUUUUCGUAGUAGAUGUGAUCAUGGGGCUCAGCACCCACUGCGAACGCCUGCUGAAGCACGUUGUCCAGGAGGGCCUAGACAUCGUGCUCUGUGUCAGUAAAGUGGACCGACUAGUCACGGAACUAAAGCUCCCACCAGCCGAUGCAUACCACAAAAUCAAGUACUAUCGGAGAUACAGAUCAGCUAUAGUUCUCUUCAUUAUUUCCAAUUUGUAGUAAAAACGACGCCACAUAUUCGAUUGUUGCAAGAACUUACCUUCUAGAUGAGAUGGAAUAUUUUUCGAUACGAAUUCACAUUUUUUCCACAUUGAUCCCACAGGCACACAAUCAGUGAAGUGAACACUGCGUUGGAGAACAUUCAUACGCUGUUAGCAAUCGAUCGUCCGCUGAAGGUGCUGUCUCCGACUCGCGGAAACGUGAUUUUCGGCGCUGGGCUUUUCAACAUGGUUUUUUCGUUGAAGAGUUUCGCAGCUAUCUAUGCGGACACAUUUCCGGGUCAGCGCUCUGCUCCACCAAACGAGAAUUCGCAAGAAGACAGCCAACAAGACGCGGCAGAGGAGGCUGGUGCUGAUGGCGAGGGAGAAGCUCCUACGGCGUUCGGACGCAGAGGUAGAGAAAUUCAAGGUGGCUUUGAGAGGAAAGACUUCGCGCCGUUGCUUUGGGGGGAUAUCUAUUUCAACGAAGUGACUAGGAAGUUCGCACGAGAGCCUCCAGAAGAUGUGGAGGAUCCGCCACGCACCUUUGUGGCUUUCAUCUUGGACCCGCUUUACAAGAUGAUUGGUCACACACUGGGGAUGGAAACAGAGGAUCUGGUACAAGUGCUGGCGCAGCUCGGAGUGUAUCUGCCGAAGAAGGACUACAAGUUGAGCACAAAAGACCUCCUCAAAUCAGUCGGCCGACACUUCUUCCAGGGAAACUCAGCGCUCGUAGACGCAGUCGUGAAGCACGUGCGUGACCCGAAGGUGGCCGCAGCAGACAAGGUAUUUUUUCUUGGUGAUUGGUUCUUGCUGUAUGAAUUUACUAACAGUUUUUUCUGAACUCAGAGUUUUGUAGUAACAUUCAUAGACAGGAAAAUUAGUAUUGGUUCUGCAAUUUACACCUAGGUUCGUCGUACUUACACUGGCGAGCAAAUGGGCUUGAUCGCAGACGGCAUGGCCAACCUGGAUCCCAAUGGAUUGCUGAUGAUCCAUGUGGUGAAGAGCUACCACCAUCCAGAUUUGAGUACUUUCGACGUGUUCGGAAGGGUGAUGUCGGGUACGAUCCACGCCGGCGAGCGCGUGCAGGUUUUGGGUGAGAACUAUUCCUUGAGCGACGAUGAAGACAAGAGUGCUCGCACUGCUUCGACAUUGUGGAUCUCACAGGGACGCUACCGCUGCGAAAUUUCCCACGUUCCUGCUGGCAACUGGGUAUUGAUCGGUGGUGUAGAUGCAAACGUAGUGAAGACGGCAACGAUCACCAACCUCCCAGACGCUUUGACCGACAAAUUGACGAAGGCAGCCGAAGCGAAGGGUGCGGGAGAGUCAGCGGCUGCGACGCGCGAGGAAGUGGAGAUCUUCCGCCCGCUGAAGCAUCUGACCGUUCCGUGCUGCAAGCUAGCCCUAGAGCCUCUGAACCCCUCAGAACUACCAAAGAUGGUUGACGGGUUGCGCAAAAUCGACAAGGCGUACUCGGUUUGUAAGACUAAAGUCGAAGAGUCAGGUGAACACGUCAUCGCUGGUACUGGUGAGCUCUACCUGGAUUGCGUGCUUCACGAUCUGCGCCGGCUGUAUGGCGAUUUGGAAAUCAAGGUGUCCGAUCCAAUUGUGACGUUUCAAGAAACCGUCUCGGAAACCUCAACCAUGAAAUGCUCAGCUGAGAGUAUGAACAAACAUAACAAGCUCUUCAUGGUCUGCGAUACACUGGAGCCGGCAAUUGAGGUAGCAUUGUCUCUAUUUCUCACGUGUAAACGUAGACGUAUAUAUAAUCACAAUGAAUGUAUUCUUUUAUGGUAGCCCCUAGUGCUGAUUCGUGCUGAAAUUCUAAUAAGUAUGCAAGUGAAUUCAAUAAAUGUAAAUCGCUCUUAUCCGACCUUCCGAGAUGACCUUGAGACAGCCAUGAAAUUAAUGAUCAAACCCAGGCCGAUAUCGAGCGAGGGCGCAUUCUUGAGCACUGGGAAGUUGGUAGUAAAGCGAUGCGAGAUCAUUUCAAGAAGGAGUAUGAUUGGGAUAUUCUUGCCGCAAAGGGCAUUUGGGCUUUUGGUCCUACGGACCGCGGUGUGAAUAUGCUGUUGAACGAUACUAUCGAUGUUAGCAAAAAUUUGCUAGAAACCAGUAAGGAAUCCAUCGUUCAGGGAUUCCAGUGGGCCUCGCGAGAAGGACCUCUAUGCGAUGAGCCAAUCCGAGGUGUGAAAUUCAAGCUGCUAGACGCAAGACUCCACGAAAGUCCACAAUUUCGAGGUGGCGGCCAGCUUAUCCCGUGUGCGCGUCGGUGCGCGUACGCAGCAUUCCUGAUGGCCGCACCACGAGUUUUGGAACCAAUCUAUUUCGCCGAAAUCACCUGCCCAGCGAAUGCGGUUCAGGGUACUUCAGCUCUAAUGUAGUUCUCAUUUUAACAGGAGAAAGUAUGUUUCGAAGAUUCUAAGGCCAACAAUAUUACCUCAUUCUUGCUCUUGCUGGUUGUACAGUUUAGUCAAACGCUAAUGAUGAUCUCGAACUCGCUGUCCUCGAUCAUUGAUUUCUUCACAAAGACUAAGAAAGUACUGAAGGAAGCAUAACAUUUUCUUCAAAUCAAACUACAGCUGUGUACACCGUCCUUUCGCGUCGACGUGGACACGUGCACAAGGACUACCCGAAGCCGGGUUCUCCACUCUACAUCGUAGAAGCAGCACUCCCUGUGAUCGAGUCCUUCGGAUUUGAGACGGAUAUUCGGUCACAUACCCACGGCGCGGCGAUGGUCCUGACCUGCUUCGACCACUGGAGUCAAGUGCCUGGUGACCCUCUAGAUAGGUCCAUUCUCUUGCGGCCACUCGAACCGGCACCGAUCCCGCACUUGGCGCGCGAAUUCAUGCUGAAAACGCGAAGAAGAAAAGGUCUGGCAGAAGACGUAAACAUUUCCAAAUUUUUAGAUGCAGACAACUACGUGCAAUUCGCGAGAGAAGAAGCUGUCCUCAACAAGGAUGGUGGUGACGCUGGCUUCGAGUUCUAAGUGCAAAGUUGUACUUAGAACUCUGCUGCUACGCGUGGGGUUUUGAUCGCCAUUAUCCUGCUGGAUUUUAGCGCGGCGGCAGACGAUAAAGCGUGUGGACGGAUAGUGCCUCAACGAUGAGGAUUCCUUCCGAAUCUCCUCUGACUAAAGUGCUACCAGCAACAUGUGACAACAACGCAUAACUAUGUACUAGUUUCACACUUAAAGAUUUUAUGAACACGAGAAUGUGGCAUCAUUCACGUUCCUGUUCAUUGCGCUUUAAUUAACUUUCGAUCUCCUCAGUCACUAUGAAGAUGAUGUCCCACCCACCGACAUUACAGACUUUUUUCUGAUGGUCCUCGCUUGUCUGAACAGGAUCUCAGGUUUUUUGGGCUGCUUCCCCCUUCGCAUACUGGGAUGUACAUCGAUCUCCGCUGAAUGAGGAGCGCUUCCUUGCGCGAACUGUGCAUGGAAACUAAGGAGCUUCCGUGACAGUAUGUGCUAUCAGUACUAUGUUUUAUAUGUCAUGAAAAAGGGUUUUCAGAGUGUGUCGACAGACAUGCGGAUGGCGCGAGAUAGACUGACG
Messenger RNA from Amoebophrya sp. A25, 4879 nucleotides. NCBI's taxonomy places the organism in Eukaryota, Dinophyceae, Syndiniales, Amoebophryaceae. The record is from the annotation of a GenBank genome assembly.